Zygotorulaspora mrakii is the source of this 1785-nucleotide messenger RNA. RefSeq names its product ssDNA-dependent ATPase MGS1 (gene MGS1). The coding region runs from base 1 to 1785 and encodes 594 amino acids. The transcript has a single exon. Gene Ontology annotation, cellular component: nucleus. Gene Ontology annotation, biological process: DNA repair; DNA-templated DNA replication; regulation of DNA repair. Gene Ontology annotation, molecular function: ATP hydrolysis activity; ATP binding; enzyme activator activity. The record is from RefSeq and is a predicted model, not a curated record. Lineage: Eukaryota; Fungi; Ascomycota; Saccharomycetes; Saccharomycetales; Saccharomycetaceae.
AUGGAAUCAAAUUCUGUCAUAAUGACUAAAGCGUUAUGUAUUCGGGUUUCAUAUAGAAGAGAACAAGCGCCUUGGAUACUUUUCUGCAUUCCUAUGUCCAAUAAAUCCAAGUUAUCGUCUGAGCAAUUAAUUGCAUGUCCGGUCUGUAACAAGACAAUCCCUUACUCCUCAAUCAAUGCGCAUUUAGAUAGCUGCGCGACUAGCAAUCACAGUACUGGGAAGCAACCGACUUUGACAAGUGUUCUUGGGGGCAUAAAGAAGAGGAGGCGUAAGGAAGCAGAUGCAACAGUUAUAGAUUUGGAUGCAGAGACAUCGAAUGGAAUUCCACCAGGUAAAUCGGCAUUUCCUUCAGAAGAUACCCAAGAUUCCAAGAGAGUGAAAAAAGAAUCCUCAAACAACAGCAAUACGUAUGAAUUACGACACUUGCAGAGGAUCAGUCAUCUGCCGUUAAGCGAAAAGCUGCGACCCAAAGAUAUACGUGAAUAUGUUGGUCAACAGCACAUUCUUUCCCAAGAAAAUGGAACUCUAUUUAAAUAUAUCAAAGAGGGUAUUAUACCGUCAAUGAUUUUAUGGGGGCCGCCUGGAGUUGGAAAAACUUCAUUAGCAAGGCUACUAACGGGGACAGCGAGCAACAAUGGUGUGACAUAUCAUCUGGUCGAGACAAGCGCAACAAAAGCGAAUACCCAGGAACUGCGUUCAAUCUUUGAUAAAGCGAAAAAUGAUUAUCACCUAACAAAGCGAAGGACGGUUCUAUUUAUUGACGAGAUUCAUCGAUUUAAUAAGAAUCAACAAGACUUACUGCUGCCGUACGUUGAAAAUGGUGACAUAGUAUUAAUUGGUGCAACGACAGAAAAUCCUAGUUUCCAAUUGAAUAAUGCUCUUAUUAGCAGAUGCCAUGUAUUUGUAUUAGAAAAACUGAACACGAAUGAAAGUUGUAUUGUAUUAUCGAGAGGUGUGGCGCUAUUAAAUAGAUUGCGAAAUCAUGUGUGGAAAGUGGGAAAACCAUUGAAACUGUCCAGAGUAGUGCUGGAAUACAUAGUAAAUCUUUCGGUAGGAGAUAUCAGAAGAGCAUUGAACUUGUUAGAGAUGAUAGAAGUUUCAACUAGAACAAUUCAAGAUGGAAAAGAACUCACAGUUGAUGAAGUAAGAUCGAUUCUUACCAACAAAAGCUCAGAAGGAAUCAGUACUUACUAUGACACUAGUGGAGACAAUCAUUACGACACAAUAUCUGCAUUUCACAAAGCAAUAAGAGGCUCUGAUGAGAAUGCAUCAUUAUACUAUUUAGCCCGAAUGCUGCAGGGAGGCGAAGAUCCAUUGUAUAUUGCUCGUAGAAUGAUCAGAAUUGCGAGUGAGGAUAUUGGAAAUAGAGAUAAUACACUACUACCCUUAGCAGUAGCUGCACAUGAUGCUGUGAUGAAAAUUGGAUUGCCAGAGGCAGACUUGGCUCUCGCACAAUGUUGCGUAGCCUUAGCAAGAGCUCCAAAAUCUGUCGACUUGUAUCGCGCUUGGAAGCAACUGAAAUCUAUGUUACAUGAAAACACAUAUAGCAUGGCAUCUAGUGAAAUCCCGUUGCAUAUCAGAAAUGCCCCAACUGAGCUAAUGAAAGGAUUAGGGUAUCAUAAAGGGUACAAGUACAACCCAGAUUACAUAGAUGGUAAGGUCAAGCAGAGCUAUCUACCAGACGAAAUAAUUCGUCAAUGUGAAGACAAAGAAGAUCUACAAUUCCUUAAAGGGCAGCAUUUAGGGACCAAGAGAGAUCCAGAUCUCGAUUAUGAUAGUUUAUGA